AUGGCCGGAGACCCUGUUCUCUACAGCCUUUUCGUCUACGCGCCCAACCAAGCCGCGCCCAUCUUCUUCUCCCUCGCUUUUGCCCUCUCGGCAGCCGGUCACAUCUGGCAGUGCAUCCGGUAUAAGAGCUUCAAGCUCGUCGGACUGCAUCCCUUCUGCGCCGUCCUCUUUACAGCCGGGUACGCUCUGCGGGAGUACGCAUCCAAAAACUACCUAUACAGCGACAGGAACCUCAUUAUCUUCAUUGUCAGCCAGGUGCUCAUCUACAUUUGCCCCCCCCUGCUAGAGCUCGCCAACUACCAUGUGCUUGGGCGGGUGCUUCGGUACGUGCCGCACCUGGCCCCCCUACCCCCCCGGGCGGUUCUCGCCACGUUCGGCAGCCUCAUGGCGCUCGUUGAGGCGCUCAACGCCGUCGGCGUGUCGCUCAGCUCCAACCCCUCGUCGGACGCGGACCAGCAAGACCUGGGGGGCCGCCUGACCGUGGCCGCUCUGGCCAUCCAGCUGGCCCUUAUUGUCAUCUUUGCCGCCCUGGCGGGGCUCUUCCACCGUCGCUGCGCGAGGGCCGGGCUGCUCGGCGGCGGCGUGGCGGCCACCCUCGCCGCGCUGUACGCGAGCAUGGCGCUCAUCCUGGCGCGCUGCGUCUACCGCCUGGUGGAGCACGCGGGCAGCACGGCCGUGGACAUUACCGACCUGGAGAGCAUGCGGUCGCUAAGCCCGCUCCUGCGCUAUGAGGCCUACUUUUACGUCUUCGAGGCCAGCCUAAUGCUGGCCAACUCGGUGCUGUGGAACGCCUGGCACCCCGGACGGCUGCUGCCCGGGACGGCCGGCGUGCACCUGUCGCCGGACGGGGAGACGGAGUACACGGGCGCGCAAGAGGACGGGCAGCGGCUGAGGAAAAGGUGGUUUGCUCGCUGA
This is a messenger RNA of Ustilaginoidea virens, 915 nucleotides long. RefSeq lists its product as uncharacterized. The record is from RefSeq and is a predicted model, not a curated record. The coding region runs from base 1 to 915 and encodes 304 amino acids. NCBI's taxonomy places the organism in Eukaryota, Fungi, Ascomycota, Sordariomycetes, Hypocreales, Clavicipitaceae. The transcript is spliced from 4 exons. Gene Ontology annotation, cellular component: membrane.